GAGACGACGAAGGCGAGGGGUCCGUAUCUGUUUCCCAGCGAAGGCGAAUUCUCUGUCCUCUUUUUCAACAUAUUUUCCAGCAGAGUCUCCCGCAGAAGAUCUGCGAGUCUGCACUUUCGCCCCCUUCCUCUCUGGGGUGCACUGCGUCUUUGUUUCCAACUAAAAAGUUUCUCUUGGACGAGGAAUCGCGGAAGAAGCGCAACUGCUUCUUUGCCUCUCUUUUCCCCUCUGCUUCGUUGCCUCCUUGUUUCUUUCUGUCUCCUUCUCCUUCCCCUUUCUCUGCUUCACCUCUCCUUCCCUGUUCUCUUCCGUCUCUCUGCUUCUCCCCGCUUGCUUCUAUCGCCGCUUCUCUUUGCCUUCCUCUCUCGCCGUCUUUGUCGUUACUUGUUCUUCUCUCUCCUGAAUCUCGAGGAGGACCUCGCCUUUGGGCUCUUCCGUCUCCUCCUCCCCGUCUUUGCUUUGUCUUCGCUCUCCCCACUUGCUCCUUUCCUCUUUCUUCUGUUCUGUGUUUGCAUCUUCUGCGCGCUUGGGAGCUUUUUCUCUUGGGCUGCGCUUCGGCCUCUUCUUCGCCGCAGAAGGUCUCUUUGUUUCCAGGAAAGCUGAAGAGUUUCUUCUGCGGCCCUCCCUGUCGUCGAGUUCUCUCAUCCGGCGUUCCUUCUCCUCUCGCUUCCUUGGAGUCGUCGUCUCCCUCUCCUUCUCUCUCUCGGUCGCCUCGUGUCUGCUUUUCUCUGUGUUCACUGCGUCGCCUUGAGAUCCAGAGGCAAGAAAACUUCCCUUGCGUCCUCUCCGCCGUCUGGCAGCUGAGGCGCAGAUCGGCGCGGGCGUCGUCUCCCUUCAGGACCAAGGAGCGAGGCGCAGAAGAAGAGACAGGCGUCGCAUCGGCUUUUCUCUCGAAACGAACACAAAGGACAUGGAGGGACAUCAGGACCAAGUGGGGGCAGCGAAGCUCAGAGAGGAGCAGGCAGGAGCUGAUGAAAACUCGAAGAAGCCGAGACGAACGCGAUGGGGAGCUCCAGCCGCCGACCAGACGUCGGCUUCCUCCCCCGCUGCUCCUGCGGCGGCUGCUGGCGCCGCGGCGCUUCCGCCUUCGCUGUCGUCGUCCCUGCAGGCCGCGGCGGGUGCGGCGCGACAGGCACUGGAGAAGGCAAAGCGAGCGGCGCUGAUUCAGAAGCAGAUCCAGGAGCAGCUGAAGGCCUGUCAAGGCCUGGAGGCGACUCAGCGCCCGCGCGGCCCUGCCGCAGCCGCUGCGGAACUGACUGGCGAGAAAGCCGGCGCGGCUUCCUCCGUCGCAGCCGCGCAAGCCACGGCGCUGGCCGCGGCCGCGAAGGCGAAGCGCGACCAGCUCGGAGCCGCGGCGUCCGCGGGAGGCGAGGCGCAGCCGCUGACGCUGCGCGCGCUGUUGGGCGUAGCGGAAAGCAGGCAGGAGGUGGGCGCGCCGGUGGCGGAUCCAAGCGAACGCCAGAGGCAACUGUUUGUGAUGCUUCACGAGCAGCAACUGAAGAAGAAGCAGGAGGCGGAAGAGGCGGAGAAGCUCAAGCAAGAAAAACUGGCAGCCGCCCUCAAGGCGCGGCCCCGACCUUUGCGCUUCGACCAGUUCGGUAGAGAAAUCGACGAAGAAGGAAAAGUCGUUCCCCUCCAGAAACGCACCAUCGUCAGCGACCUCAAAAUCAACCGCAGAGCGCAGAACGAAGGAAAGAUUGAAGAGGCAGCGAAGGCUUUAGGUGCUGCUGCUGGAGUCCGGGAAACUGUUAUCGAGGACAUCACGGAGCAGCCUUGGUUUGACCCGUCGAUUCCGGUCAAGACGGCCCGAAACAAGAGGAAGAGGAAGGCGCUCGAGUUCGUGGAGGCUGGGCGUUACAUCCAGCAGGAGCAGCAGAUGCUCCACCACCAUCACGUGAUGGAGAAGAGGGCCGAACGAGAGCGAGAGCGAGAGCACGGCGGCGAGAGUCAAAGCUUGAAGGGCAGACCCGCAGGCGACGGCACGCAUGCAGACGCCCAGUGUUCCGCACCAGCUGCGGGGUCUCCUGUUCAGAAGGAGGAGGACGAACAGACCCCGGAGUUCUCGGCGAAAAUUUGGGCCGCGCAGCCACCUAGCGUCGAACCGUGGGAUGCGUGUAUCCUCAAGGUGGACGCCUCCCGUCCGGACGAGAUUCUUCCUCAGGAGGACGCCUUAGACAACCUUGUGGAGCACCCCGUUCCUGUGAGGCCUGUGCUCGACGCGUCGACAAAUGUCAUCAUCAACAUGUAUCUGACCAAACAAGAACGAAAGAAGCUGCGGCGUCGGAAGCGUCAGGAGAAGGAGAGAGAAAAACAAGACAAAAUACGCAUGGGCCUCAUGCCGCCGCCGCCUCCGAAAGUGAAGCUCACCAACUUGAUGAGGGUCCUUGGAGACCAGGCUGUCGCAGACCCUUCGAAAGUCGAGAAGGAGGUGCGAGAACAAAUGGAGAAGCGACUGAAAGACCACGAAGCGCGGAACGAAGCCCGCAAGCUCGCGCCGGAAGUCCGCAGCAAAAAGCACGCAGCCAAAUGGCAGAAGAAGCCCCACAGCGGGGAGUUCCACGUACUCCUUUUCUGCCUCAAAGACCUAACCAACAAACGGCAUCUGUACAAAGUGGACAUCAACGCGCAGCAACUCCACCUGGCAGGCGUCGCAGUCAUUUGCCCCAGUUCUCUUAAAACUAUUGUUGUUGUCGAAGGUUCGCUGAUCUCCAUCAAGAGAUUUCGCAGCCUCAUGAUGAGGCGCAUCAAGUGGCGCGAACUGGAAGGCAGCACAGCCGUCAACGACGACGAUGACGAUGAAGACGAGAAGCCGGAAGCAGACGACGAGAGCUGCUGUCUUGUUUGGCAGGGCACAGUGCGAACAAACAGCUUCUCCGGAUGGAAAAUCCACCGCGUAGCUGGCGAGGCAGAUGGGAGGAAAAUCUUCAAACUCGCGCAUGUGGAGCACUACUGGGACAUGGCACAAAAGUACCGUCACGUGAGCAACGAUCUGUAGAAAUCGUUUUUCUAUGAAGAAGAUCGGCUCGCUUUUUCAAAGACCCAAGGCGACUUGCUUCCCUUCGGCGAAUUCUUUUCAUCUUUCACCGAGUUCCCUGCAUGUCUGUGUUCGCGCGACGGCGUUUUAGCGUGGACUGAAACUGCUCAACGUCGCCUGCUACGUUUUCGUGUGCUGAGGUAUCCGGUGGAUAAACCUUUCCUCUGCAGACUUUCAGUUUCUUGGACAAGUGCCACAACUUUGAUGUUUCUUUCCUGCAAAAGUCCUUCGAGCUGUCUCGCGAGUCACGCAACUGCCUAAGAAACCUAGAAUGUUUUCUCCCAGACACAUUGCCGAAAGAUGCGCUGUUUCCUCUGUAUUCCUCUCCCUUUUCCAUGUUACCGCUCUUUCUCUAGCUUUCAUCAUCUCUCUCUCGUGUUCCUUCUCCCUUCCUCUCCUAUGUAGUUCCAUCUCUCCUUUUUCCUUCUCUUUUUCUCACUCUCCUCCCCAUCUUUUGCUCUCUCCUUCUCUUUCUACCUUUGCUUGCCUGUCCUUGGCUCCACCCUUUUAGCUCUUUCCCCCCAGAUCGUGAUCUUUCUUUCUCUUUUCUCUGUCCUCGACCUUUAUUUUAUCCCCUCCUCCGUCUUUCCUUCCUUCCAGU
This is a messenger RNA of Toxoplasma gondii ME49, 3635 nucleotides long. RefSeq names its product pre-mRNA processing factor PRP3. The transcript has 15 exons. Bases 911 to 2995 code for a protein of 694 amino acids. NCBI's taxonomy places the organism in Eukaryota, Apicomplexa, Conoidasida, Eucoccidiorida, Sarcocystidae. Gene Ontology annotation, cellular component: U4/U6 x U5 tri-snRNP complex. Gene Ontology annotation, biological process: mRNA splicing, via spliceosome. The record is from RefSeq and is a predicted model, not a curated record.